GUCUACAUUGUCUCGUUCAAAUUCUACUUUAAUUACAGUUGAUUAAUUAUGUAAACAGUGCGCUAUUAGUUUUUGGAUUAUUUACCUUAUAUAUUGAAAAUUGUAAUUUAUGUAUUAUGACAAAAGUCAAAAUAUUGUUUAGAAAUAAUGAUAAAAUUCAAUAUUAAAGACAAAUUUUAUUUUAAUCCCAUCUUCUUUCAAUUAGUGAAUUGUUAUAGGUGCAAAUAUAAGUAUGACUUUAAAUGCUUGAGAUUUUAAUGUAUUUUUGCUCUCAACUCAAACUUGAAUAACGAAUGGUAUAAAAAAGUAAAAUUCUUCACCAUUGCUGCCAAGUAUAUGAUAAUGCUAAAGCAAAACAAAGUAUAAAUCUCCUUUGUAAUGUGGUGUGAAUCACGAUGUGCAUAAGCAAAACAUAAACAAAGAAACACAGAAUAUUUUCCCCGAGAAGAUUGACUUGCGCUCUGGCAUUAGCAAGCUCCUAAUCUGCAUCUGUUAACUUUAUAAUUUGCUCACGAAUUCUUCUACUUUUCUUUUCUCGUUUUAGCUUUAUCAAGUAGUUAAGCAAAGUAGAGAUGCCCUGUAUAUUUCAGCUGCUCUUUGCAAGCAAUAUCAAUCUAUAAAAACCCCCCAGGGCAUUGCAUCAUUAAAAUUUUCAAUUCAGGCAGCCUAAUUAUAUAUCUAGAGUGACACAGAAAUUAACGAGCGAGAGAGAAAGACAUCGAUGGCGAAAGAAAUAAUUAUCUCGAAAUCUGAGAUCAAUAAGUUUGAUGAAAUGAGAGAGGCUUAUGCAAAAGUUUUGUCAAAUGAUGCUCAUGGCUUGAAGGGAAUUUACCAGAAAAAUCCUGAAGCCUUGUUCAAUCAAAUCACGGCUUGUAGGGAUACUAUAUUUCACAUCGCAGCAUACAAAGAAAGUGAAGAAGUGCUUCAAGCUCUGGUUAAAAUGGUGCCACAGUCUAAGAAGCGAGAGCUGCUGAAGAUGAAGAACCUUUAUGGGAACACAAUUCUCCACGAGGUGGCCACCACUAACAAAAUAAAAGCAGCAGAUUUAUUAAUUAGAGAGUUGUUGUUCUCUGAUGGUCCUUUGAAUCGUGAAAAUGAUAUCCGCGAACGGGAAGAGAUACUGGCAGAUCGAAACAAAUUAGGCGAAACCCCACUAUUCAGGGCUGCAGAAUAUGGCAAGAAAAUGAUGGUGAUGUAUUUGGCAAAAGAAAUUGAACAAGUCGGGAAUCUUCAGAAUCACUACAAAAGAGAUGAUGGAGUCUCCAUUCUUCAUAUUGCUGUGAUCGGCCAACACUUUGAGACGGCUAUUUGGUUUCUGAAAAAGGAUGCCCAGCUUGCAACUUACAAAGACAAGAAUGGGAAGACAAGUCUUCAUCUCCUGGCAAGCAUGGCAACUGCUUUUAAGAGUAGUUCCCCCACCUCCAGCAUGUUCAAGGAGUUAAUCUAUUAUUGCCUUCCGAGCGAUUCAUGUAAUGAUCAGGAUGAGAUCGAUCAGCUUCCGUUAAAUCUUCAGAGCAAAGAUUUGGAACAGGGUGAGUCAAGUCAAGGUCUCCAUCAAUCAAAGCGCUCCAAAGGUAUCAAGUUGUAUUGCGCUAUUUUGCGGCGCCUCGCCGGAGGAUGGAAAAUGCUUGAUCGGAUAUGGAGCCGAAAGAUAAUGUAUGCAUCAGCUGUAAAACUGGCGAAGAUGCUAGUGCAAACGGAUGCUUCGUGGUUUGAGCCUCAUGAAGCAGAGGAGGACGACAUAAUUUGCUUGGACAGAAAGGAAGAUGAAGAAGAAAGGGUGAAGAAGAGUGCAUCCAACGGAAAGGAGUACUUACGUGAACCUGAUACGCCGUUGUUUAUUGCAGCCAGCACGGGCAUCGUUGAGAUUGUGAAUGAGAUACUCAACGUGUACCCUCAAGCAGUUGAGCACAUUAGUAAAACAGGACAGAACAUACUUCAUGUCGCUACUUUGCAUCGUAAAUACCGUGUGUUUAAUAUUGUGAAGAAUAAGGAUAAGGCAAAGAGGUUGGCUAGGGGGAUUGAUAGUCAUGGCUGCACCAUAUUGCACCAUGCUGCUGACACCAAAUAUUAUCAAGGAGGAACCAAACCUACUCCUGCUCUCAAACUGCAACAGGAGUUGACGUGGUUUGAGAACGUGAAAAAUCAAAUACCCUCUCAUUUCACCAUGCACUGCAACAAAGAAAAUAUGACAGCAGAUCAGUUGUUCAAGAAUAUGCACCUAGAGCAACUUAAAACCGCACAAGACUGGGUGAAGAACACCUCUCAGUCUUGCUCAACCGUCGCUGUUCUCGUUGCUACUGUUGUCUUUACAGCUGCCUACACCGCACCGGGAGGUUUCCUGCAGAAUGGUCGUCCCAUUCUCCUGGAAAAACCUCUCUACUCGUUUUUCACUGUCAUGGACAUUGCAGGCCUGGCAAGCUCCUUGACCUCGGUGGUGAUCUUCCUCUCUAUCCUCACUUCUUCACUUGAGUUUGAAGAUUUUCUUCACACGCUCCCUCGGAACCUCUCACUUGGCUUCACCUUUCUCUUCUUCUCUGUCACCUCGACCAUGCUCACUUUCACAGCCACGAUUCUACUUCUCGUUCAUUUGGAGAAAAAGUGGACUGCAACUCUAACAUAUGCCGCUGCAUUCCUUCCUAUCUGCGUAUUUGCUUUGUUUCAAUUCCCUCUAUACUACCAGUACUUCGUUGCUGCUGUCAAGAGCAUUUUCGAUUUUCUUAGGAGGAAUUUACCUGGUAACUGGGAGUUUCUUCAGAUUAAAGAUGAUUAUUGAUUAAGAACCACAAAGACUUUAUUCAUGGAAUUUUGGGAAGUCUAGAUAUUGUUUGCUUAAACACCUUUAUUCAUGGAUUGAAUAUUAUUGGUGUAUUUUUUUAAUUUUAUUUUAUCAUGUCUAUUAAGCCUUGCUAGUCUUCAAUAAUAACAAGCGUUGUUCAAGUAAAACUUUAUUUUUCAUUAAUUCCAAAUUUUCCUUUGAUUUCCUUAUUAAAUUGGUAAGAUUAGAGGUAAUCUGAAGUUGUCCUCCUCGAGAAUGACUACUGAAGCUUGUCUAAGAUUGACUGAAGUGUCCCAUUGGCUAAAAUUACACCUUCAUUGCCCAAAUUCUAUUGCCUCUUCGUUCAUAUCCUCACUGUGGGUUGAUGAUUUCGUUUUUCAAAGUGAUUUAAAAGAUAAAAUGUUUCAUGAGCUCAAGUAGCUUCCCUGUUCCAUUGGUUAAAUAUAAAUCUCUCCACUUUUCUUGUUGCAAAAGAAAUUGCCGUGAUUUUUAAAACCAUAAAAUGUACCCAAAAA
Molecule: messenger RNA, 3294 nt
Organism: Durio zibethinus
Lineage: Eukaryota; Viridiplantae; Streptophyta; Magnoliopsida; Malvales; Malvaceae
Cellular component (GO): membrane
Molecular function (GO): protein binding
Source: RefSeq, a predicted model, not a curated record